AUGUCAGGAAAACUGUCUAAAGCUGAUUGCGACAUUAUUGCACAACAGAAAGACAACAAUCUUGAGUCCGAUCAAUCGGUUGCAAGAAAUUCGGGCAAGACAAGGCCCAGAAAUUACAAGAUGGACGAGUCAAGGUCUAAUAGGAGAUCCAAUGUGAGAAGGAAGAAUGUUGAUAACGAGUCUAGUUCUUCGGCGAGAAGGAACGAACAGUCCGACAGCGACUACGAUUGGUGGAGUCCUCCUCAAGGGACGUUACAAGUAACCACAGCAGAAAUGAAUCUCAGGUGGGAUCAAUUACAGUGGAAGCCUCACAAGGACCACUUCUUACGCGGCUCCCAGGAUUGGGGAGUUUAUAAAAAUGACGUGAUGUUCGCUUUGCAGUCGGUAGGGUAUGUUAAAGGGAUCAAAUUAACAAACCUAGAUAAAGCAAAUUUCGGAUCAAUGAUCAGGAGAUCAGUGACCGAUAACCCAAGAAGAAUCAUUGAAGAUCUAAGCAGCGGGUCGGAUAUGAUGAAAUUACUCAACAAGACAUAUCAAUAG
Blumeria graminis f. sp. triticale is the source of this 540-nucleotide messenger RNA. Lineage: Eukaryota; Fungi; Ascomycota; Leotiomycetes; Helotiales; Erysiphaceae. The record is from the annotation of a GenBank genome assembly.